Molecule: messenger RNA, 691 nt
Organism: Notothenia coriiceps (black rockcod)
Lineage: Eukaryota; Metazoa; Chordata; Actinopteri; Perciformes; Nototheniidae
Product: centrosomal protein of 162 kDa-like
Exons: 4
Biological process (GO): cilium assembly
Cellular component (GO): centriole; nucleoplasm; axonemal microtubule
Source: RefSeq, a predicted model, not a curated record
GCGUCCCGUAGCUCCAUUGUUUCUCAUUCCUCUACAUCUUCAGUGAGGAAGCUCGCUGUGGCUCCUGUGAGAGGCAGGAGGGGGGAGGGGAGGGGAGGGUGGGGGGCCUGCAGAGCUGCCGCUGCUGCAGCCAAAACCCAGACCUCUGUCCCCUGUCCUCUGCAGCGUCCGCAAGAAAAAGCCAAAUCCUCAAAGAACCAACCAAAAGACGACCACACAGCAGAUCCUGGUGUGAGGGUGAGCAGUGAGUUAGUAGCCUCUGUUCAGUCCUUGGUGGCCGUCCUCCAGCAGCAGAUACACACUGGCAGUCACCAGGAGGCUACACACACACAGGAAAUCAGAAGUCCUCAAGAAACCGGACUGACACAUCAUCUUCCAAACAAAAACAGGGAGGAGGAGCUGAAGAUGCAGCUGGCUCAGAAAGAGAGGGAGCUGCAGCUGAUGAAGGAAGGAGCGGAGGAGAUCACCUCACUGAAGCAGCAGAACUACCUCCUGCAGAGCAAGCUGCGAAGUGCAGAAGACGAAGGUCUGAAGAAGAAACGAGCGGAGGCCUCUGACUCUGCCUCUGGGGAAAAGCUCCAACAGCUUGACAGAGAAAUGAAAGAGCAGGAGACGCUCAUCAAAGGAUACCAGCAGGUUUGUUUCCAUCAACACUCCCCCUCUAAUGUUCAUUUAACACUAUGACCGCCAG